This is a messenger RNA of Prorocentrum cordatum, 1396 nucleotides long. The record is from the annotation of a GenBank genome assembly. Lineage: Eukaryota; Dinophyceae; Prorocentrales; Prorocentraceae.
CCGCCGUCCCUGUCGAAAACAACAAUACAAAGUGCUCGCGGGCCUCGAACAUGACUCAAGACGUUGGCCCAAAAUUCGUAUACAGUUUGGCUCAAGCAGUUUUCGGUUCCGACUUUUCUACACAAGUACCCGAAUUUCCAAUACAUACAGCGUUCCUGCCACCAUCUCAUACGCAUAGCGUCAAUCGAUGCAUCUUGCCACGAUGAUCCGCGCGGGCUGCUUGGCGGCCUGCGCUGCCGUGGCGAGCGGGCUUGCGACGCAGCGUCGUUCAGCCCACUCGGUCUUCUUUCUGGGAUCUUCUGUGGACAGGUACGCAGUGGCGGAUUUCUGUGAAACCGACGGUAAGAAAUUUUACAGAUUGAAUUGCGUAAACGAGGAACGGGAUCUCGCCGUGGGCUAUGCCGCUCACCCUGGAGUGGGCAUUCAUGGUGAUUUCCAGCCGCCUUUCUGGAACCACACCUAUCCCAUUGUAGAACAUAGCGACGUGUCCAGUAGCCAGGAACUGCGCAAAGCGAUCAUGGGCAUCAUGAACAUGAAGGGAGAGGAGUUCCCAGACAUGAUUGUGGUAGAAAGCUCCCUCUGGGAUCUUUUCACCUGGGCUUCGUGGGGCGUCAAGAACGUGACGAAAGAGCGUCUGCACCAGUGGGGUCGCCGUGAUUUGAAACAUCUUAUGGCUCGUGUGUCCGAGACGUUCCCUCAAAGCCGCAUCGUCUUCAGAAAUGCGCCUCGUGUUCACCAUUCAGUGUUUCUUGAGGUAAUUCUCAAGGAUGAGUUUCACAAGUCCACGACUGUAAGCUAUCCGGACGUCGCGGUGGUGUCUGUUAAGGCGAUGGAUUGGAUGAAGCACGAAGUGGAUAAGCAGAUGCAAAAUGGCAAGCUCUACGGCUUGUACGAGGUGGUGGACUAUUACAGGAUCAUGAACGAGCUUAUCGAAGAGCGCGGGUUCGUUCCGUCUUUGUGGAUGAAGGAUGGAACCCAUCCGAGCAUGGUGGCCUCCAGGCGCUACAUGAAUGCGAUACUCCAGCUCAUGCAGCUUCCAACGGUGAGCCAGGAGGACUCGGGGAGGCGGGAGAAGACAAUAUUCGACGACGAUUCGGACGACAGUGUCUUGUUCCCGUGAGCACUGCAGCGCUGUGGCCGGAGAGGGAGAUGUGAUGAGGGUGUCGUGGGCAAGAGGAUUGAGGGCGGCGCGUCUGGCAAGGCUAGUGGCGUGCAUCAUUGCUGGCCGCUCUCAUCUUCCCCCUCCAGGGCAGCCAAUCCUCUCCCUCGCCUUCUGUCCCCUGCCAGGCGGGCGUCGGCGGGUCCAGGCGCCACCAGGGCGUCCGCCGACGCCGUUCCUCGUCCUCCUCCUCCUCGUCCUACAGCGGAGGCCAGUCCACGAGGCACCUUCCACAAG